This is a messenger RNA of Closterium sp. Naga37s-1, 1893 nucleotides long. Lineage: Eukaryota; Viridiplantae; Streptophyta; Zygnematophyceae; Desmidiales; Closteriaceae. The record is from the annotation of a GenBank genome assembly.
AUGGCCGAUGUCGACAUGUCGGACGUUGGUCCCCCAACCGACCACAUUCAGACCUCUACCCCCGAAGAGACGCUCAAGUUACUCUACGAUCUUGACACAGUGACACAGAUUCCAGAAGGGGAGUUCACCAAGGACAUUCCCCCACCGCCGAUACGGGAGUUUACCAAGCCAACUAGUAAGUCGACACCGACGCAAGAUGGGCAGCCUGGAGCUUUGUCGGUACCGGCCGGCUCAGGAAACCAGGUUGAUGACGAUGACGAGGAGGAGGAGGAGAGCGACGACGAAUACAACGAGCGUCCUCCGCGAAGCACCAAUCCGCGCACCUUGGAAGAACGCCUCCGGCGGGAACUUGAAUACAUAGAUAACAUGCUCGAACAGGACGAGGAGGAGGACGAGCAGAACAUGGUGGUGCCACGCGAACAGUGGAGAGCGGCAGACUUCGUCAAGGACGACAUGGUUUAUGCAAGCAUCGACGUGCUGGUCAUAGACGCCCUACGCCACAUACAAACCUUGGAGAAGAAUAGCAUGCUGAGGCUGUACACCUCGUUCAUCUACCACUACAAGAGGUGGGCGGCGAAAAUGCUGAAGCAAAUACGCGACAAGCUUCCCCAGGAGCAUAGGCUUAGGCACGUCGACAAGAUCGGCCACUACAUCCGGGACAACAAAAAGAAGAAUUGGGACCAAGUGGCCGAGGUCCUCCGGGAGUACAUCUGGCUGCACGACCCUAGGGUAACCGAAACCCGGCUGCGCGCCUACGUGAAGUUCAUGAUACGUGAGUGUAAGCUCGAUGCUGAGUCGAUCGAGGAGGGGAACAAUGCCUCGCGAACCCGGCCUGUGCAAGGUACAACGGUGCACACGCUCCUCGGGCGCAUAAAGGCAUGCCAGAUGGCGGUGAGAGUGGAGGCGACGCUCUACCAGGAGAAGGAGCUGAGCAUCAUGCGGGAGAUAUCGGUGGUCAGAUCGGAGGUGCGGUUCAUGGUCCGCACCAAGAACGAGAGGGAUGUCAAGAAUUGUGCCGACCGGCGUCGCGGCACCAUCGGCAAUACCUACACCGCCGAACAGUUCCGCCAGAUCAUGAUGAAGGUGCUUCCGACAUGGGCGGCAUCGGCGUGGAACCCGCGGGCAACCGCUCCUUCGCAGACGCUGUGGCGAUUUCUACUCACCAAGGCGCUCACGCUACUCUCCCACCACACUCUCCUGCGAGGCGCCAGCAUCCGCGAGAUCACGCUCCCCGACAUCUUCUUGUACCGACUGGCUAGCACCUCGUCGAUGAACCCGGAGAACCAGCCGGUCGUCAUGGUGAUCGCCGCGCGGAACUCGAAGACUUCCAAGGAUGCCCGUCUUCAGCAGAGCUACGCGGCGCGACACCUGGAAGCGGAGUUGUGCACCGUCGGCGAGACCGGCCUGUGGCUGCACUUCAUCCUCGACCAGAUCGGUCAGUUCAACGGCGUCGACUUCCUUCCGCCGCUAGACACCACCGAACGCGAGCGCUGGUACAAGAAGCACCUCUUCUUCGCCCGCAAUGACAAGGAGCAAAAAGAGCUCUCCGCCGCCAGCCACCAACGUUGGACACGGCAAAUGUGGACGAUCAACAAGGUGUUCUGCAAGCGGAACGUGCACGCCGCUCGCGCCGGAGGUGCGCAGGAGCUGGCCAUCGAAGGGACGCCUCGCACUGAGAUCGCCGAGCUGGGUCACUGGGCACUCGACAAGAUGACGCGUGCUUACAUCACAGCCAUUCCCGUUGGGGUGGUGAUGAGGAAGGCCGGCUACUCGGGUUGCAAGCAAGACUACUUCUUGGGUCGCAGCAGGGUCGAGCCCUCCGACAAACUCUUGGACAUCAUCGCCGAUCACAUCUUCCCCGGCGUGGAUGCUCUGCUACGCGAUGUAUGUUAG